ACAACCGAGCAUGCCAUGCAUAGAGCCAUGUGAGCUCCAAAGGCUACAGCACACACGCCGCGCAGCUUGACGCCCUUUUGGUGUUCUCUGCCAGUAAAGCGAAGCCCAUCUUGUGUGUCCCCUGUGUGCCGCUUCUUGCUAAGAAGUGGCAAAUGAGACGUACGUGAUGGGUGCGUAUGUGUUGGUGCUGCGCAGUUACAUCGAUCCCAACGUUUUACAAGAGAUUCCUCGCCUCCUCCUCUCCUCCUCCCAUCCCACUCCAUCACAAGAUUCCCCGCCUCCUCCUCCCAUCAGUGAGCGAGAGCGAGAGUGAGACUGAGACCAGCCGGUGGCCUCGCCCGUGCUCCAUGGUGAUUCUGCGCUCUCACAGGGACACGGAGACGGCGGAGAUGGCGCAGGGGCAGGGCAGCCCGGACCUGGUUGGUUUCCAGUUCUACAAGCUCAUGGCUGCCGGAAUGUCCUGGGAGAAGCUGGUGCUGCCUGACAAGUUCGUGAGGGGGCUCAACGGCCGCGAGCUCCGGGGCGUGAAGCUGCGGGUGGAGGGCGGAGGGGCGCGCGCGUGGGACGUGGAGGUCGUCGUCAACGAGUGCGGCGACAUGCACCUCGGCAGGGGCUGGAAGGAGUUCGUCCGCGCCAACGGCGUAGAGCUGGGGCAGCUCCUCGUCUUCUGCUACGACGGCGCCGGCGCCGCCCUGCUCACCGUCAAGGUGUUCGACGACUCCGAGUGCGGGAGACACUGCAGCCAGCGCGAGGAGGAAAACGACAGCGCCGAAGAGGAGUCCCCGCCACCGGCGUUGCCAGGGAGUGGAAGCAGCAGCAGCGACGGCGUCGUCCAUGGCGGCGGAGGCGGCGCCGCGCCGAGUCGGUUCACCGUGACGCUGGGGCAGUGCCACCUGGGCACCAAGAAGAAGCAGUACCUGAACGUGCCUGUGGAGUUCAGCCAGUCGCACGGGUUCACGGAGAAGGGCAGGGUGGUGCUGCGGAUGCGCGGGCAGCAGUGGACCGUCUGCCUCAAGCACAGCAACCGGCGCAAGGGCAACGCGAGGACCCGCACGGCGCUGAGGUACGGGUGGAACCGGUUCCGCGUCGACAACGGCCUCCGCGUCGGCGACAUCUGCUUCUUCCAGCUGGUGCAGGACGCCGGCGGCGACGACCCGGUGCUCAGCGUCGAGGUGCGCAAGGCGGACGGCACCAUCGUCCAGUGACGACUACUGGUUCGUGUUAAUUUGUGCCUUGAGCUUGAUGUGAUGGCAAAUAAGCAAGGAAUGGAUUGUAUGAUGAACCACGAUCUGGAUGUUGGAUGAAUGAACUGCUUUUAUUAUUUAGUAUUAGUAGUACUAUAA
This is a messenger RNA of Triticum aestivum (bread wheat), 1343 nucleotides long. Its product is annotated as B3 domain-containing protein Os03g0212300. Gene Ontology annotation, molecular function: DNA binding. Lineage: Eukaryota; Viridiplantae; Streptophyta; Magnoliopsida; Poales; Poaceae. The record is from RefSeq and is a predicted model, not a curated record. The transcript is spliced from 5 exons. The coding region runs from base 177 to 1205 and encodes 342 amino acids.